Molecule: messenger RNA, 8298 nt
Organism: Calidris pugnax (ruff)
Lineage: Eukaryota; Metazoa; Chordata; Aves; Charadriiformes; Scolopacidae
Gene: MICAL1
Product: microtubule associated monooxygenase, calponin and LIM domain containing 1
Exons: 26
Coding region: 3277-6873 (1198 amino acids)
Molecular function (GO): protein binding; FAD binding
Source: RefSeq, a predicted model, not a curated record
GUGCCCGUGUCCUCCGUGUCCCCGGGAUGCCGAGAGGGGAUGCUCGGGGUAGCGCUUUGUCUCCGGCUGCCCCCCCCGCAGAGCCUCUCCGGGGGGAGGCAGCGGGGUCCCCCAUCCUCCCUACACCCCCUCCGUCCUCCCUACACCCCCUCCGUCCUCCCUACUUUUCCCCUCCAGCCCCUGGGCUCUGCUCCCCCCCGGGACAAAGGGAAAAGGGAGCGCCCCCGACUCCUCCCCCUCGACUCCAUUCCCAGUACCACCAGUGCUCCCAGCGCCGAGUGGGAUGGGGUGGGGAGAGCUUUGCAAAGCGCUUUUCCCCCAUCCCGGCCCCUCUGCCCGGUGCGGGGGGAGGGAUGCUCCGCUGCCCCCCCUGGGAGCGAGCCCCGGCUUGGGGUUCAGGGCUGUUCCCCAUCCCAGGGCUGAGGGGGGGGGACAUGUUCCCCAGCCCUUGUGCUGGGGGGUGGUGGAUGAAGACCCCCACUACAACCCAAUCUGGGGUUCACACCGUGCCCCAAGAUGCACCUCGUGGGGAUGACUGUGACAGGGAGUGAAAGAGAAGCUGGAGGAGGAAAAGGAUGUGGGAUGUGAAGCCUGGCCAUGAGCUGACUUCCUCUCACACCAAAAUUCGGCUGCAAGAGGCAGGGGGGCAAAGCCGAGCAGCCAAAACAGGUGGGGCAGGUUUGCUUUCCCCCCUCCCAAGUGUUGUCUCUGCCCGGGGCUCCCUGGGAUGUGGCCGGGCUGUGCCUUGUGGAUGCCCUGCAAAGGGCAACGCCAAAAUGCCCCGGAAAAGUCCCGCUUCUGCUCCGGUGGCUGUGUCCUGCACCUCAGAGGGGGGGAUUUUGGAAUGUGCUUUCUGGGGGAGUUUACACACCCUCGAAAGGGAACUCCCUUCACCACUCUGUCCCUGAAGCUGCCAACCUCUGCCCUUGCCAAUGCUCUGGCAGGUUUGUCCCCUCUCCUUCGGUCUCCUCCCCACAGCUCCAUGCCAGGGCCUCGCUAAGGGGGGGCUGAGCUGGGCUGUGCCCAGGUACCCACAUCCCCAGCCCAAACCAGAGGAGCCAACAGGGAUUUUCCCCCUCCCUCUAAGGAUUAAAACCCAGCCAAAUUAGGGCAGGCUUCCACAGAGUCAGCCAAGGCCAUCUCCUUGCCCGGUCCCACGCCUGGGAUGUUUCCCCUGAGCCAAAUAACUCCAGGAAGAGCAGUGCCUGCUGCCUUCUCCCCUUCCCAGCACCAUCCCGGCUCGUCCAGGGGUUGGAAGCAGGCUCUUUGGCCAAGCUGUUGGAUGCUCACAAUAAACCCCCACCCCCCCACACCCCCAUCCUGCCUGCUGGCCCUGGGGCCAUCCCCAAAGUUGCUGAAAGGACUUUCCCCAGGGUCCAGCCCGUCUCACCAGCCUGGCCCAGGGUUUCUCCAUACUGGACCCCCAGCCUGGAGCAGCCUGGUCCGUGCUGGGAGCUGGCCCAGCGGCCAGGCCAGAGGCUCGGCUGGGAGGGGAUCUGCUGCUGCUGGAAAUCCUCCCGGCUUCCAUUAGCUCCGUAUGGAGCCGCGUCCUUUCCCACCCCAUUUCCACGUGCCUGGGAGACGUGUGAGCUCACCAGCAGCCCAGUGCCCCCGGGACGGCCCCCCCCUCCCUGCCAUCCCCCAAGGGGUGUCCGUAUGAGGGCAGGGGGGAGACCCCAACCUGCAAAGCAGGGUGAGGUGUCCCCACUCCAGGGAUGCUCUACGUGUGCUGGUCCUGGGAGAUGUCCCCAUAGACAUGUCUGCAACCAGAGCUGGUCCUGGGAGACGUCCCCAUAUCUGCAACCAGAGCCAUCAUGAGCUGAGUCAGGGCUGGCUGCAACCCCCCCCACCUCCUCCCUCUGGCUCGCAGGAGCAGUUUUAAAGGAAGAACUGUGAAAGACAUUCAUGGGGAGAGCAGAGCUGGAAGCAGCCUGGCCCAGCACCGUGCCCCUCUUCACCGGCACUGGCUUUUGCGGGCUGAAAGCUGUUUGUUUGCAUCAAUCCUGCAGGAAUUGAGUAUCUGUGGGGGUUUCUCUGCUUGCUUGCAAUUGUCAGGGGGGAGGGGGUGUUCGAGCCUGCCAAAGGGGAUGUAGUGUGCCAGCAAGAGCAUCGUUUCCGUAGGAAACUUGGUGUAACACAAGGCUUGUUGUUCUGCCUCCUCUGAGUCUCCCAGCAAAGCGCCAGGGCUGGAAAGCUUUCCCAGGCAGCAUGAUCCCCCCCUGGCAUCGUGUCAGGUGGGAAUUGGGGCCUUGAGAUGGCUUUUUUUUUUUCAGAGCCAGAGGCUGGUGAUGCUGGAGUGGGUGCUCCCAGCUCCAGCAUCGCCCUGGGGCUGCUGUGUGGUGGCCUUGGCAGGUGCCAGCGCAGUAAUGUGAGCUCCCAGGGGAAAACCCAUCGUGCCCGGGCAGCUCAGGGCACUGGAGCCCAACCAACACGGCUUCCUGGGCAGCCUCCUGCGGGAGAAGUCCAGGACGCUGGUGGGACACCAUGCCCAACCUCUCUGGGGAGGUUUGCAGUGCUGCCUCAGUUUCCCCAGGUUCCUCAUUCUGUCCCGCUGGCAGAACCAGAGGGCUGGCAGCGCUCGGGGGAAGAGCAGAAACCUGUCCCUUGGGUCUCACAGCAUCAGUUGUGUCCUCUGUCCCCAGGCUGCCACUUUGGGCACCGGUGGGUGCCAGCUCCUGCUCUGGCUGAAUGCAUUAUCCUUGUGUCUGCCCAGGAAGGAAGAGGUUAAAAUGCUGGGAUUUCCUGGCUGUGGUGCUGGGGAGGGAAGGUGACCUGCAGAAGUGCUUUGCAUCCUCUGUGGUGGCUUCAGCUGGCCUUGCACAGCGCGUGCGGGUGUCUGGAAGCUUCUGGAGUGAGACUGAACUUGAAACCCAGCUAGAAUUGAGUCUUUCCAGCCCAAGUUUAAGCCCAGGCUUACUUAAACACCUCCUUUUCCCCACCCCACUGAGGGCAGCUUGGCUCGGACGCAGCAUCCUUCGCCCUCCGCUGUCCCGCCGCGGGGACGUGCCGCCGCGUGCCUACCGGUAACGUCGGGCGGCGAGAGGGCAAAGAGCGAUGGUUCAAAGGUGCUCGCCCUAUGGAGGAAGCUGCUCGCUGCCACCGCAGCCGUCCCCUCCCCUGACGUCACCGCAGCUGGUGACACCGUGGCUCGCUGGGUGCAGCACCCAGGGCAGGCUCUGGCAGGAAGAGCCCCCGAUUUUGGUGUCACUGUCACCCAACAGGCACCCCUUGCUGGGAAACCUCCGGUCGAGACAUCAGGCUGCCAGGUGAAGUGGGAUGAGCGUGCCGGCCGACGAGGCGGGCAACCCGGCCCAUGCCAUCUUCGAGCAGUUCCUGCGUGCCGGGGAGUGCAAGGAGGUGCUGGGCUGCUUCAGGGAGCUGUGCCAGCAGCUGGGGCUGCAGGGCAGGGGGCUGCAGCUCUACCAUGGCCUCAAGGCUGCCCUCAACUACUGGAGCGCCAAGGCCCUAUGGAGCAAGCUGGAUAAGAAAGCCGGGCACAAGGACUACGACCAGGGCACAGCCUGUGCCAGCACCAAGUGCCUGGUGGUGGGGGCCGGUCCCUGCGGGCUGCGGGUGGCCAUCGAGCUGGCGCUGCUGGGGGCCCGUGUGGUGCUGCUGGAGAAGCGGGACUCCUUCUCCCGCAACAACGUCCUCCACCUCUGGCCCUUCACCAUCCACGACCUGCGGGCCCUGGGCGCCAAGAAGUUCUACGGGCGCUUCUGCACUGGCACGCUGGACCACAUCAGUAUCCGGCAGCUCCAGCUGAUCCUGCUGAAGGUGGCUCUGCUCCUGGGGGUGGAGGUGCACAUCAACGUGCAGUUCAAGGGCCUUGUCCCCUCCACCGGACAGGGUGGCUGGAGGGCUGUGCUGGAGCCCGACUCCUCUCCCCUCAGCCACUACGAGUUCGACGUCCUCAUCUCAGCUGGCGGCGGCAAAUUUGUCCCCGAAGGGUUCAAGCGGAAGGAGACACGGGGGAAGCUGGCCAUCGGCAUCACCACCAACUUCAUCAACCACCACAGCCGGGCAGAGGUGGAGGUGGCCGAGAUCAGUGGCGUGGCCCGAAUCUACAACCAGAAAUUCUUCCAAAACCUCUACAACAAAACAGGCAUUGACCUGGAAAACAUUGUCUACUACAAGGACGACACUCACUAUUUCGUCAUGACGGCCAAGAAGCAGAGCCUGCUCAAGAAGGGGGUCAUCCUGAAGGACAAAGCGGACAUCGAGAGCCUCCUGUCCCCAGAGAACGUGAACCGGGACGCCCUCCUCAGCUACGCCAAAGAAGCUGCCAACUUCUCCACCAACUACCGCCUGCCCGAGCUGGAGUUUGCCCUCAACCACCGGGGCCUGCCGGACGUCGACAUGUUUGACUUCACCUGCAUGACGCGCUCGGAGAACGCGGCGCUGGUGCGGGAGCACAACGGGGCCCGUCUGCUCCUGGGGCUGGUGGGCGACUGCUUGGUGGAGCCAUUCUGGCCACUGGGCACCGGCGUGGCCAGGGGCUUCCUGGCCGCCUUCGAUGCGGCAUGGAUGGUGCGGCGGUGGGCAGCCGGGACCCCCCCGCUGGAGGUGCUGGCCGAGAGGGAGAGCAUCUACCAGCUCCUCUCGCAGACCUCCCCAGAUAACACUCACAAGAACGUCAGCCAGUACAGCAUCGACCCGGCCACACGCUACCCCAACAUCAACCUUCAGGCCAUCAAAGCCAACCAGGUCCGGGACCUCUACCUCGUGGGCAUGGUGGAGGUGGACCACAAGAGGAGGAGCGACAACCGACUCAGCACUGCGGUCUCCGGAGACGCCUACGAAGAUCUGCUACGCUGGUGCCAGACCAGCACGGCCGGGUACCGCGGUGUGGAGGUGACCGACUUCACCACCUCCUGGACCAGUGGCCUGGCCCUCUGUGCUCUCGUCCACCGCUUCCGCCCCGACCUGCUGGAUUUUGACUCUGUGGACCCCCAGGAUCCCGUCCAGACCCACCAGAUGAUGCUGGACAUGGCAGAGCAGGAGCUGGGCAUCCAGCCUGUCCUCUCCAGCACCGAGAUGGCCACCAUGGCAGAGCCCGACCGCCUGGGGCUCAUCACCUACCUCAGCCAGUUUUAUGAAGCUUUCAAGACCUCUCCAGAGGCGGAGGAGGUCAGCAAGAAGCCAUUGUCACCCCAUGGCGCACGAGGGGCCAUCCUCUUCCUCAGCAAGCUGCAGAAGAGUCGGAACCUGACCCACAAGCGUGCCCAGGACAGUGCCCAGAAGGAUGCUGAGGUCAAGAGGAGCCGCAGAAACGCUGAGCUGGACACGUGGCUGGAUGGAGACACUGUGGAUGGUGCCCACAAGCCACCCCAAACGGCCACAACGGAGCCAGGACAGCCGCCCGCCCGGGGGGAGAGCAGCGACGCCUGUUACUUCUGCGGCCGCCGCGUCUACAUCCUGGAGCGAGCCAGCGCCGAGGGACGCUUCUUCCACCGGGGCUGCUUCCAGUGCCGGCGCUGCGGGGCCACCCUGCGCCUGGGCGACUACGCCUUCGACGAGGAGGACGGUCAUUUUUACUGCUCGCUUCACUACCCCAAUCCCCCCGGCAUGGAACUGCCCCAGGAUGAGCCCCCAACACUGCCCGAUGGGGAUGCCACUGCCGACCACCCGCCCUCGGAUGCCGGGAGCCCGUGUGUGUCCCCCCAGGAGGGGUCACCUGGUCCCCUGCAGCCCCCACCAGCUGCCCCACAGCCAGGGGGAGAGCCUGGAGUAGCGGAGGAUGCUGUGGAUGCUGGAGGCAUGGAGGAGCAUGGUGGCAUGGAAGAACAUGGUGACAUGAAGGAGUAUGGUGACAUUGAGGAGUAUGGUGACAAGGAGGAGCACAAUGACAUGGAAGAUCAUGGUGACAUGAAGGAGCAUGGUGACAUGAAGGAGCAUGGUGACAUUGAGGAGUAUGGUGACACGGAGGAGCACGAUGACAUGGAAGAGCAUGGUGACACGAAGAAGCAUGGUGACAUGGAGGAGUAUGAUGACAUGGAGGAGCAGAAGCUGCUGGCACAGCCUGGGGGAGACAUGAAGGAGGAGGAGGGUGCUGGACCGGAGCCCCGAGGGGUGGAAGAGGAGGGUGAGGAAAGCGGGGGCAGGAGGAAGAUUGUCCUCACACCCCUGGAGAAGCUCAAGCUGUCCACGCUGAACCUCACCAGUGAAGCUGAGCCUGAGCCGCCGCCAAAGCCGGCUCGUCUGCGGCUCCAAGCAGCACCUGAGGUCCUCCCUGCCCUGGGGUUGGAACAGUGUGCCUGGGAGGAGGAGGAGGAGGAAACAGCCAUGGAGGAAGGUUUGGAGGAGAGUGACAGUGAAGAAGAGAAGGAGGAGGAAGAGGAGGAAGGCACAGAUUCCAGCAUCAUGGCAGACUUGUUCGUGGACCUGGGGGAAGAGGAGACAUACCCCACCUGGAAGCGCACGCUGACCCGCCGGGCCAGGGAAGCCCAGAUGAACCGGUUCUGCAAAGCCCAGGCCAUCCAGAGGCGGCUGGAGGAGAUUGAGGUGACAUUCCGGGAGCUGGAGCAGCAGGGCAUCAAGCUGGAGAAGUUACUCCGGGCUGAGGAUGGUUCCCCAGCUGACAAGAAGACACAGUGGAUGAACCAGCUGCUGUACCUGGUCCAGAAGAAGAAUAACCUGAUGAGCGAGGAGUCAGACCUCAUGAUUACGGUGCAGGAGCUGAAGCUGGAGGAGCAGCAGUGGCAGCUCGACCAGAAGGCCCGCUACUACAUGAACAUGGAGGCAUCCCUGAAGACACCCGAGGAUGUCGUGGCAGAGAGGGAGAUCCUGGCUCAGCUGGUGGACGUGGUGAACAAACGCAACGCCCUCAUCCACAUGCAGGAUGAGAAGCGGCUCAGCGAGCAGCAGGCCUGAUCCCUGCAGCCCCAGGACCUACCAGUUCCUCCCCGGGGUAGGGGACAAGUGGUCCCUACCCCAGCAGAGCAUCACCCUGAGCUGCUUCUGAAGAUGGUGAUGUCUGAGCUGCCCGCAAGGAGCUGCCGCGGCCAAUCCAGGUCCCCGCUUGCCAAAGCCUGCUGUGGAGGGGCCAGGACCUGCUGGUGGAUGCCCAUGUUGGGAGACACCGAGGAGCACCCCAGCUUUGGGGUGCAGAGAGGGUGUCCCCACGCUUGGCUGGAUUGCCUUUGCCUUGUGCUUGCUCGAAAAGAUUUGCAGGGGGCUACGAAACACGGGGCUCUGCCCUGGGUUUGCUAUGAGGAGGAAGAAGCCCUACAGGGGAGUGGGGUCUCCCCAAGAUCAGGGGGUCCCACAGCCAUCACCCCUUCGAGGGGACACUGCCUGGAGGCUUGGCCAGGGCAUCCAAAGCAUUUUGUACGGCAGAGCACUUCGUGUGGUAGCUCCAUCGCUGCCCAGCCAUCCCCGUGCCCCGGGCACUGAAGAGCUUCACUCGCGGCAGGGAGGACAUGACUGUGGCCACCACAGGCAGGUCACAAUGGAGAUGCCAAAUGUGGAGGGGCAACAUCAGGAGUAGCCCCUCGAAGCCAACCCAGAAGGUCCUUUGCAGCUGGGGACAUCCAUCCUAACCCAGGACAGCCAUCCCAGCCCAGGACAUCCAUCCUAACCGAGGACAUGGAGCCCAGCUGGGGCCAUCCAUCCUAACCCGGGAUGUCCAUCCUAGGCCAGGAGAUCCAUCCUAACCUGGGACAACCAUCCCAGCUGAGUACACCCAUUGUAACCUAGGACAUCCAUCCCAGCUGACGACAUCUGUCCUAACCCAGGACAUCCAUUGCAGCCUGGGACAUCCAUCUCUUCCAGGGAUGUCCAUCCCAGCCAGGGACAUCUGGCUCUACGAGUUGGGUCAGUGACAGACAGAUGGGGCUGACGCCACCAUUCUCCAUCACUGCUUUUGGGUGCUACAUCCACGUUGUCCCCAGCCACUGCAGGAAACCAGGGUCAGAACCCCACUGCGAGGUCGCAGGGGUCCCCAGGGAAGGGGCUUUUUGUCCAGCAGGUCCCCAUGGGGACUGUGUGACACCGAGGACCAGGGAUGCCAGCAGCCGUGUCCUCCUUGCCCCUUUGGGUAUUCCCCUGCUUGGCAAUGCCAAACUGGCCUUUGCACAGACUUCUCAGACCUUUCUGGGGUCCCCUGCUGUUGUGGGGUGGCCUCCACCGCCAAACGGUGCUUACGGCAGCCCCAGCCAUGUGGGACAGGGGGGUCCCGGGCGCGGGCUCCUUCGGUGCCUCCCCCAACCCUCCUGCCCACCCUUCGUUUGUACCAGCCCCAUUAUCCUGCUGCAACCCCCCCCAAUUCCCUUCAAAUAAAGCCUCCCUGACCCAGUG